UGUAUAUAAUUAUUAAUUAAUGAGAGUACGAUAAAUCAAUUAAAUAUAUUUCUUGAACCUAUUUACAAACGGAUUGCAUUAUUGUUGGCAUUUUUGCAAAAAUGAAACUAUGACGUCAGUUUCUUUUAUUUUACAAAACAUGAUUCAUUUCCUUAUUUGUAGCUUUAGACAACUAAGCUAAUAGAGAUUUUAAAUUAAAAUCGGUUUAGUUUAAAGUUUUAUUCAUCGAUAGAAUCAAAAAGCAGAAAUGGCCAUUGAAACAUUUGUCUUCUUUGAUAUUGAAACCACAGGACUGCCGCAAUUUGAAAAGAACAGAACAAAAAUAACAGAGCUAACAUUUAUCGGUGUUUCCCGCAAAGAUAUAGAAACAUGCACGAGUAUACCACUUAUGAAUAAACUAUCCUAUGUUUUUAAUCCAGAAAAAAAAAUUCAGUCUGAAGCUGCACGCAUCACUGGCUUGUCAAAUGCAAAUUUAAAAAACCAAGCAACAUUCAAAAAUAGAAUUGAUAGUUUGAAUUCAUAUUUAGAACAAUUUCCUAAACCAGUGUGUUUGGUUGCACACAAUGGAAAUAGAUUUGACUUUAAAAUAAUAAGAUCAGAAUAUAUUGAUGCAAACAAGGAUUUACCAAUGGAAUUGCUCUGCAUUGAUUCAAUGAGUGGCUUCAGAAAAAUUAUCGAUCUAUAUGAAACUAACAUAGCUAGACAAGAUGUUCAGAAAGAAACUCCAAACAUAUCUACGCUGGAUGAAAGUUUGUUAACUGAUGAUGAAGAUUGGCCCGAAAUGAACACAAGCAAAGAAGAUUGGGAUGAUAUUGAUAAAUUGGUAGAAUCAUUCGGAAAUAUGUCUAGUGGUUCUGAUAGACAUAAAUCAAAUAAGAAAGACAGUAAAAACUCAUUAAAGAAUAAAGAAAACAAAGUAUCAUAUAAAUUGACAGAAUUAUAUAAAAGGUUUUGCAAAAAAGAUCCUAUAGAGGCUCAUAGAGCGGAAGCUGAUUGUAUUAUGCUUUUGGAAUGUGUUCUAGCAACAAAGGAGUAUUUUUUAACAUGGGCUGAUAAAAACUGCAAAUUAAUUUCUGAUAUCCAACCACUUGUGCGCAAAUAAUUUGAAUAUACAUAAGAAUGUACACAAUUUUAUAUACGGACUAUGAUAGUUACAAUGAAGAGGUGCUAGGUUCCAUACCCUACCUACUCUCUCUGAUCUGAUUUGUUGAGUUUUUGAUAAAUUAUGUAAAAUAUUGUAGGUAUGCGCGACUUUUGAUAUUAUUUUUAUAUAAUAUAUUAGUAUAGUUAAGUGAAAUAAUUAUUAUAUUUCUUUGCUUCAUUAU
Molecule: messenger RNA, 1325 nt
Organism: Zerene cesonia (dogface butterfly)
Lineage: Eukaryota; Metazoa; Arthropoda; Insecta; Lepidoptera; Pieridae
Exons: 2
Coding region: 248-1102 (284 amino acids)
Biological process (GO): DNA catabolic process
Cellular component (GO): cytoplasm
Molecular function (GO): nucleic acid binding; 3'-5'-DNA exonuclease activity
Source: RefSeq, a predicted model, not a curated record